AUGAAAAAACCUCCUUCUCUGGGAUCAAAACUACUUUGCGAUGACAAAGCUAAACGCACCAAGAAAGUCAGAAUUGUUGGUAAAUAUGAGACUCAUUAUAGUGCCUCCCUCAAGAAAAUGGUGAAGAAAAUUGAAAUCAGCCAGCAGGUUAAGUACACUUGCUCUUUCUAUAGCAAAACCAAGAUAAGAUGAGCUGUGGGGAUGUGGCACUGUUCUUGCAUGAAAAUAAUAGCUGGUGGUACCUGGACCUGCAUGAUCACUUCUGCCACCACAGUAAAGUCUGCCAUCAGAAGACUGAAGGAACUAAAAAUCAGUAGAAGCUUUGUUAUUUGAAAUAUAGCUAGCCUUUAAUAAAUGAGUUAAUUUAUAUAACAUACAGAUAAACAACAAAACCCAAAAACCUCUUAAAGAAGAUAAAAUCAUCCCAGAUCUUAAAUUAUUCCUUUUUUUUUAGGUUUUUCAAGUACAAACAUAAUGAAGUACAAGGAUAACCAAGACAACAUUAACUAGAAGCAAUAUGAACUACAGAUCCACAAAAAGAAUCACAGUAGGCUGUACACACUGGAAUUAUCAGACACAAAGGGUAAUCCACAGAAAUAAAAUUCUCACUUUAAAAAUGCAGCAAGGUCUGUCCGGAUGGCUCAGCUGGUUGGAGAUUACCCCGUAUACCAAAAGGUUGUGGGUUCGAUCCCCAGUCAGGGCACGUACCUAGGUUACAUGUUUGAUUCCCGGUUGGGGCACAUAUGG
Phyllostomus discolor (pale spear-nosed bat) is the source of this 747-nucleotide messenger RNA. Its product is annotated as 60S ribosomal protein L37a-like. The record is from RefSeq and is a predicted model, not a curated record. Gene Ontology annotation, biological process: translation. Gene Ontology annotation, cellular component: ribosome. NCBI's taxonomy places the organism in Eukaryota, Metazoa, Chordata, Mammalia, Chiroptera, Phyllostomidae. Gene Ontology annotation, molecular function: structural constituent of ribosome.